ACCCCCCAUUCUUGGAGGAUAAUAAAAAAAAACACAUUUUUUUGUUUCUUAAUCUUAACAAACACACUCUAAACUCUCAUUAGAGUGAAAUAUGAGACACACUAUUACUUGUACUCCAAAUCCAACCUAAGACAAACAAAAUCCCCAUGAUAAAAUCCAUACUAAACAACCUCCAACUUCCACCAAACACCCCAAAAACAAGACUUGCAGAACAAACAAUCUUAACCCUUCUUCAAUCCCACUGCAACACAUUCACAAAACUCACUCAAAUCCACACUCUAAUCCUCAAAAAUGGCCUCCAAAACAACCCAUUAGUCCUCACAAAAUUCACUUCAACUUCUUCCAACAUCAAUGCCAUUCAUUACGCUUCCUCAUUCUUAUUCCCCUCUCACCAAACACAAACCACCCCAUUACCAUCCUAUGAUGCAUUCCUCUUCAACACACUUAUCAGAGCUUUUUCUCAAACCAAUGAUUCCAAAUCAAAGGCAUUGGUGUUUUACAAAACAAUGCUUUGUUAUGGUGUUUUGCCUAAUAAGUUUACUUUUCCGUUUGUUCUUAAAGCGUGUGCCGGUAUUGGGAAUUUGAGGUUAGGGAAAUUGGUUCAUGGGUGUGUUGUGAAGUUUUGUUUUGAGGAGGAUGUUCAUGUUAUGAAUACUUUGAUUCAUAUGUAUUGUUGUUGUGAGGGUGAUAUUGGGUUUGAGUUUGCUCAUAAGGUGUUUGAUGAUAGUCCUAAGUUGGAUACUGUGACUUGGAGUGCUAUGAUUGGUGGGUAUGUGCGGUUGGGUCGUUCUGCACGUGCUGUUGGAUUGUUUAGGGAAAUGCAGGUUAUGGGUGUUUGCCCUGAUGAGAUCACAAUGGUUUCAGUUUUGUCUGCAUGUGCUGAUUUGGGGGCGCUUGAGCUUGGAAAAUGGGUGGAAUCAUACAUUGAGAGGAAAAACAUUUCAAAGUCUGUGGAACUCUGCAACGCACUGAUAGACAUGUUUGCAAAGUGCGGCAAUGUUGACAAAGCCAUCAAACUGUUCAGACAAAUGGAGUCACGCACCAUAGUUUCAUGGACUUCAGUAAUUGUUGGUCUUGCAAUGCAUGGUCGUGGUGUAGAUGCUGUUUCUAUAUUUGAUGAAAUGGUUGAAAAUGGGAUAACGCCUGAUGAUGUUGCUUUCGUUGGGGUACUCUCUGCUUGCAGUCACUCAGGACUUGUUGAUAAAGGAAGGUGCUAUUUCAAUUCAAUGGAGAAGAAUUUUAGCAUUGUGCCAAAGAUAGAACACUAUGGAUGCAUGGUGGAUUUGCUUUGUAGAGGUGGAUUUGUUAAAGAGGCUUUUGAGUUUGUUCAAAAGAUGCCUUUUGAACCAAACCAAAUCAUAUGGAGAACAAUAAUCACUGCUUGUAAUGCAACUGGGAAACUCAAGCUUGGAGAGAGUAUCUCCAAAGAGCUAAUCAAAAGUGAGCCGAUGCAUGAGUCUAAUUAUGUUUUGCUGUCAAACAUUUACGCAAAAUUGCGACGGUGGGAGAAGAAGACUAAGGUAAGGGAGAUGAUGGAUAUGAGAGGGAUGAAGAAGGUUCCAGGGAGUACCAUGAUUGAGGUAAACAAUGAAAUGUAUGAGUUUGUUGCUGGUGAUAAGUCUCAUGAUCAAUAUAAAGAGAUAUAUGAAAUGGUGGAUGAGAUGGGUAGAGAAAUCAAAAGGGCAGGGUAUGUGCCUACAACAUCUCAAGUGUUGCUUGACAUUGAUGAAGAAGAUAAAGAAGAUGCUUUAUAUAGGCACAGUGAAAAGCUUGCCAUAGCUUUUGCUCUUUUGAAUACUCCGCCUGGAACUUCCAUUAGGAUUGUGAAGAACUUGCGCGUUUGUGAAGAUUGUCACUCUGCUACUAAGUUUAUCUCUAAGGUUUAUAAUCGAGAGAUUAUCGUCAGGGACCGCAAUCGCUUCCACCAUUUCAAGAAUGGUUUGUGCUCUUGUAAAGACUUUUGGUAAUUGAAAAUUGCAUAGAACUUCAAGGAUUCUGUGUUCAUUUGCUGAAAGCUUCAACCAUUUGUGGAGGGAUUCCAUCAUUUUAAAUCACGUUUGAAAAUUAAUGUAGUCUUCUACUGAUGUCAAAACAUGGAUGUUGUCCUCGGUUGGUGAGUUAUCCUUUCACAAAUGAAAAACAAUGGCUAGAAAAUAGAAAAAAGUUUCGGUUGCUGAAUUUUCUGGUAUUGAAAUCACAGCAAGCACAUGAAAGUUCAAUUUCAUUCUGAAAACAACUUUGAGGUAAAAAGUAGUACAAAAUUUUCAGCCCAAGUUAAAUUAUCUUGAUCACUUUCAGUUGAAUUGAAAUUUAGAAAUAAAGUCAAGUUUUCUGAUUGAAAACGCACAUGUAUUCUUACUGAAAUUGUAUUGAUUGAUAUAAUUAAUUCUAUUAUAUUCUGCUGUGAAAUCAAACACAAAUAUACAAACAUUGAUAAUUAGAAAAUGAUUAUAUUGUACUAAGUAUCUGAUCAAACUAGGAUUCGUUUGGUUGUAUUACAACUGAACUAUUUUCUCUCGUAGUGCAUACUGAAUCAUACUUGUAUUAUACUGAACAAGAUUGCGAAUAAAGAUAUAAAAGCCUCUUUACUGGUCUAGACAGUGGAAGGGAGGUGAAGUAAUAUUCUUUGCU
Messenger RNA from Trifolium pratense (red clover), 2631 nucleotides. Its product is annotated as pentatricopeptide repeat-containing protein At4g21065-like. Gene Ontology annotation, molecular function: protein binding; RNA binding; zinc ion binding. The coding region runs from base 147 to 1967 and encodes 606 amino acids. Gene Ontology annotation, biological process: RNA modification. NCBI's taxonomy places the organism in Eukaryota, Viridiplantae, Streptophyta, Magnoliopsida, Fabales, Fabaceae. The record is from RefSeq and is a predicted model, not a curated record. The transcript has 2 exons.